AUGGCUGAUCAAAAGCUGAAGAAAGGAGUCAAGACUGAAAACAACAACCAUAUUAAUUUGAAGGUGACAGGGCAAGAUGGUUUGGUGUUGCAAUUUAAGAUUAAGAGGCACACACCACUUAGUAAACUAAUGAAAGCCUAUUGUGAACAAAAGGAUACACCUGCACAGUUGGAAAUGGAGGAUGAAGAUACAUUUGAUGUAUUCCAGUAG
Molecule: messenger RNA, 210 nt
Organism: Dromiciops gliroides (monito del monte)
Lineage: Eukaryota; Metazoa; Chordata; Mammalia; Microbiotheria; Microbiotheriidae
Product: small ubiquitin-related modifier 2-like
Exons: 2
Coding region: 1-210 (69 amino acids)
Biological process (GO): protein sumoylation
Cellular component (GO): nucleus
Molecular function (GO): ubiquitin-like protein ligase binding; protein tag activity
Source: RefSeq, a predicted model, not a curated record